Messenger RNA from Pelobates fuscus (common spadefoot toad), 1243 nucleotides. RefSeq names its product bridging integrator 3 (gene BIN3). Bases 74 to 835 code for a protein of 253 amino acids. The record is from RefSeq and is a predicted model, not a curated record. NCBI's taxonomy places the organism in Eukaryota, Metazoa, Chordata, Amphibia, Anura, Pelobatidae. Gene Ontology annotation, cellular component: actin cortical patch; cytoplasm. Gene Ontology annotation, biological process: actin cortical patch localization; plasma membrane tubulation; endocytosis. The transcript has 9 exons. Gene Ontology annotation, molecular function: protein binding; lipid binding.
CCUGGAUACGGUGAGAAACCCGGAAGUUAGGGGAGAGGAAGGAACCGGAGUGCACAGGCAGGGGAGCUCGGGGAUGAUGAAUUGGAACAUUUUCAAACCUGAGCCAAAAAAGCAGAUUGUCCCAAAAGCGGUGGAGCGGGACUUUGAAAGGGAAUAUGGGAAAUUGCAACAACUCGAAGAACAGACAAAGAAACUCCAGAAAGAUAUGAAGAAAAGUAUAGAAGCAGAUUUAGCCAUGUCAAAGUCAGCAGUGAAGAUUUCUUCAGAUCUGCUAGCGAAUCCCUUAUGUGAACCUGACCCUGGUUUUCUGGAAAUGGUCACGGCAUUAGACACAGCAAUGAAGCGUAUGGAUGCUUUUAAUCAGGAAAAGGUGAACCAGAUUCAGAAGACUGUGAUGGACCCUCUUAAGCGGUUUAGCAGUGUUUUCCCAUCUCUGAAUAUGGCAGUUAAACGCAGGGAGCAAGCACUUCAGGAAUACAAGAGACUCCAGUCAAAGCUGGAGAAAUAUGAAGAGAAGGAGAAGACUGGAGCGGCGAUUGCCAAAUUGCAUCAGGCCAGGGAAGAAUUGCGUCCAGUCCGGGAUGAUUUUACUGCAAAAAACACCCAGUUAUUGGAGGAGAUGCCACAAUUCUACAACAGCCGUGUUGAUUACUUCAAACCAAGCUUUGAGUCAUUGAUCCGAGCACAGGUGGUUUAUUACACAGAGAUGUCCCGAGUAUUUGGUGAUUUGGCCCAGCAGGUGGACCAGGUGGAACUGACAGAUCAAGAACGAGAGAGAGAGAAUGAGGCCAGGCUGGCAGAGUUGCGUGGACUUUCUAUAGUUGCUGAUGACUAACCACUGACCCUCAUACCUCAAUAUGUGGAUACUUUGAAAAGAAAGGGCAAAAAGCGACAAUUAGGAUUGUUACUUACAGGUAACCUCAACUUCAGUGUUUGGUGUCCAAACCACUCCAAUAAGGAACUCCCAAGUGAGGUUACCUGAAAGAGCAUGUAUUGGUAAUCAGAUAUCUAGGACUUGGGCCAAUCUUGUGUUGCAUUUCACUCAAAGAUAAUAUGGAUAAAAUCUGAUUUGAUGAUGACCCAUCACCUGAUGCUCAGAAUUGCCAUUUACAUUUGUCACUAGUGCUCUUUAUUUGUAAAUAAUUGGGAGAUAUGUGGGAAAGUCAAGUAUUUUGUGCACAGCUGAUAGUUAACGUUAUUAAGCUAGCUAAAUCCUGAGGUGCCUUAGUACUUAUACAAAGUC